Molecule: messenger RNA, 1722 nt
Organism: Chanos chanos (milkfish)
Lineage: Eukaryota; Metazoa; Chordata; Actinopteri; Gonorynchiformes; Chanidae
Product: deoxynucleotidyltransferase terminal-interacting protein 1
Exons: 13
Coding region: 307-1236 (309 amino acids)
Cellular component (GO): nucleus
Molecular function (GO): DNA binding; nucleosome binding
Source: RefSeq, a predicted model, not a curated record
UAGUUUGGCUGUAGUUCAGCUAACUACAUCUGUUCAUCAGUGUAGUAGCAUUAUGAUAGCAUUAAUUUAAAGCAUUUUGAAUAUGUGAAAGUGUAACUUAGGAACCAGAAGUUGAAAUCAGCUAUGCAUUAUUUCUCUGAGCACUGCAGUAACGUCAAAAGGAUUACUUGACAGGGACUAUUUCGCUCGUUUAGCAACGCAACUGCUACAUCCAGUUUGCUCAAUUCUCGGAAAUCGUCCGCGCAUAUAGAACAAACGUCAUUUAUAGGAAGUCUUGGUAUCAGUCCACGAACUGUCAUUCGCAUCAUGGGUGCUCAGCGAAGUGAAGGCCGAAGGGACUGGCUUCAACAAGAUGUUGCGGAACAGCAGGUCCAGUCGAUGCACCCUUGGAACAUAAUGAUAAAACACAGACAGGUCCAUCGCAGGGGGCGGAGGUCUCAGAUGACUGUGAGCUACACGGACCCUGUCAUAUCUAUGGACCUGUUGAGAACGGUGCUUCAGCCCAGCUUUAAUGAAGAUAUCAUGGCUGUGUUUAGAAAAUACAUGAAGUUUUUCGAGAAAGCAGCCAGCAAUGUGAAAGAAAAUGUUGGUGAGGAUGUACAGACAGAUCAGCUUAUUAAAGAAGCCUGUCGAAACUGUCUGGAACAUGCAAAACAGCUGUUUCCUGAUGGAGAAAAAUCAGCUCCAAGACAAGGCCUUGACCUUCCGGUGAAGCGUUCAAGACAGAUGGAUGAUGACUCAAGCCAGAGGGGCAGUCCUGUUCCGAAAAAGCGAAAAGGACGUCCACCAGGGCCUGUGAUCUCCUAUGACAGGCCAGUUCAGUUCAGCACACCGGCCAAGCCCAAAACUGCUGAGACCGUCAAACGAGAGGGACCCAAGUGGGACCCAUCCAGGCUCAGUGAGAAGAGCACUUUUGUUCUGGGAUCAAGAGCCAACAAGGCUCUGGGUAUGGGUGGUACCAGAGGAAGGAUCUACAUAAAACACGCUGACCUCUUUAAGUAUGCUGCUGAUGCCCAGGAUAAACACUGGCUUGCAGAAAGACAACAUAUGAGGGCCACUGGAGGAAAGAUGGCCUAUCUUCUGAUUGAAGAGGAUGUUCAAGAUCUUGCCGUGAGUGAAGACUAUAAAGACUGCCCUGACCUGAAAAUGGAUGAACUGAAGCCGUUUAGGGUACCAAUCUGGAUGGUGGAGAAGAUGCAGAAGGCCAUGGAGGCUCAGAGAUCAGAGAAAGAUUAGAGGAGGGAGACAAAAUAAAAAAGCCUUUCUCUGCACAACCAGCAGACAUCAGACAUGAGUUUUCACCCAGUCAUAACGAAACUCGGGGCGGGGGGGCAGGUUUUCCGUCGGCAAAAGCGAGCCAGUCUGCUCGUAUGUGUAUGCUGUUGUUGUAUGCAGUCACUAUCUAGAUGGAUUUAUAUGAGAGGUCCAAGUUUUGAACUUAAGGACAUUUUCCGUUUUUUUUCAGCGCUCUCAUAUUUGUCCUCUACGCUGGAAAAUUGGCUGUGUUUUGUACUCGGACCUUCGACCGUCUUAAGCAUAUUAUACUAUACAUACUGAGCUGAAGUAAAUGUAUAGCAUUUUUUUUUUAACUCUGAUUUUCGUUCAUCCUGAUUUUGUUGUACAUAGGUCCACAUACUAUCAUUUUACAAUCAACCAAAUGAGUCGUAUUUGGCUGAUCUGGAAACAGGAUGAUUGGGUAUCUGAGAAGUUAUGUAGUAUUUU